UUCGGGGUCGGUGUAGAAGAGCUUCUUGUCUAUGUGGUUUCCUGGGUUGGCAUCUCUGUAGCGCUGGUGUGUUUGGCCACCUGUCUUACCACACUGUGCUGCCAGGGGGCGCCCUGGCACACAGACCACAGCACUAUCCACUGCAACCUGUGGGCCAACCUGCUCCUCACUGAACUGCUCUUCCUUGUUGGUGCCAACAAGACGCAAUACACAGUUGUGUGCUCCAUUAUUGCUGGCCUGCUGCACUUCUCGCUGCUUUCAGUGUUUUGCUGGUUGUGUCUGGAGGGGGUGGAACUGUACUUGCUGCAGCGGGAGGUGUUUGAGGGACGCAACUCCAGGAGGAAGUAUUUCUACCUGUGUGGCUACUCCAUUCCUGGGCUCGUGGUGGCUGUGUCUGCAGCCAUAGACUUCAGAGGCUAUGGCUCAAAAACUGC
Molecule: messenger RNA, 434 nt
Organism: Plectropomus leopardus (leopard coralgrouper)
Lineage: Eukaryota; Metazoa; Chordata; Actinopteri; Perciformes; Serranidae
Source: RefSeq, a predicted model, not a curated record